AUGGCAACCUCCGAUGAAAAGGUAGCAAAAUCGUCAUCGGUUGUCCCACGCAACGUCCGGACCACGAUCAAUUACUACAAGGACCCUGGAGAUGGGACUGAGCAUGCACCUAGCAUCGCGGGGAAGAGAAGCACCUUUGUCCAUCCAUCCAUCGACUUUGAGACUGUCGUGACCGACAUCACUGGAAGCGAAGACAAAUACACGCUCGACAGCCAUGGCUUCCAACUGCAUCGCCAUAUCAGCCAAGAGAAAGAAUUUAUCGACGACCAGAGAAUCAAGGAUCUGUAUUAUCCAGAAGUAGAGAAACUGCUCUUUGAAGUUACUGGAGCGAGCCGUAUUUGCAUCUUUGACCACACAAUCCGAAGACCGAAUCCCACAGCUGCUAGCUCGGACGACGAAAGACGGCCCGUCAAGCGCGCCCAUAUCGACCAAUCUGAAUGGGCGUCGGAGAACCAGGUCAGACGACACUUGGGAGAAGACGGCCCGAGACUUUUGAAGUCCCGAUUCCAACUCAUCAAUGUUUGGAGGCCGAUUAGAACCAUCUACAAGGACCCUCUUGCGGUUUGCGACUCUCACUCGGUGCCAGACGAAGACAUUGUUCCGGUCAAGUUGAUUUAUCCUGAUUGGGUGGGAGAACCGUUACCUUUCGGGUACAAUAUCGAGACCAUCCAUGUCGUGUGGGUCGCUGCUCUGAUAUGUACUGUGUUAUACGCGACGUAUCAUGUGAUUUACAAUGUGCUUCUUCACCCGCUGGCUGCCUUUCCCGGCCCUUUCUGGGCAAGGGCAUCUUUAGUGCGUCCGAGACAAACGAGAGGGCUUCUGUGUCCUGUGGUCAGAAUUUCUCCAAACGAGCUGUCCUUUGCUUCGGUGCAGUCAUGGAAAGAUAUCUAUGGCCACGCAGUAGGAGGAAAGCAGACCAUGACGAAGAGCGAAUUCUAUGAUAUGUACGGAUCUGGUUUUGAAUCUCUUUGUGUCGGUAGUGAGAGGGACCCGAAAAGGCACUCGCAAAUGAAGAAGAACUUGUCGGCGUCCUUUUCAACAAAAGCACUCGCGCAGCAAGAGAGCAUAGUUCAUAGCGUUGUCGAUGGAUUUAUUGCUCGACUAGGGUCGAAUGGGACAUCUGAAAAGGGUUUAGACAUGACUAAGUGGUUUGAGAUGGUUGCGUUCGAUAUUCUUGGAGAAAUGGCGUUCGGAGAGAGCUUCCACUGCAUAGAGACGGGGAAGUCUCAUUUCUGGUCUGAUAUGAUUGUGGAACAUCUGUUCUUCGUCACAGUUCUCGACAACCUUCGCCGAUACCCCAUUUUGGACGCUCUUGGGAGAAGACUGCUUCCUCGUCUGACCGUAUCCGUUCGGGAUCGUCACUCAGGCUACAGCCGUACCAAGGUUGAAAGGUAG
This is a messenger RNA of Colletotrichum gloeosporioides, 1395 nucleotides long. RefSeq names its product Cytochrome P450 monooxygenase aclL. The transcript has 6 exons. The record is from RefSeq and is a predicted model, not a curated record. Gene Ontology annotation, molecular function: oxidoreductase activity, acting on paired donors, with incorporation or reduction of molecular oxygen; iron ion binding; heme binding. Bases 1 to 1395 code for a protein of 464 amino acids. Lineage: Eukaryota; Fungi; Ascomycota; Sordariomycetes; Glomerellales; Glomerellaceae.